Messenger RNA from Megalopta genalis, 1536 nucleotides. NCBI's taxonomy places the organism in Eukaryota, Metazoa, Arthropoda, Insecta, Hymenoptera, Halictidae. The record is from RefSeq and is a predicted model, not a curated record.
AUGACUCCUCCAAAACAGUUUUAUUUACACGACACAUAUAUCAAGAAGUUCUCUUCGUUCUUUAAAAGCUUAGUUAUAGAAUUGGAUAAAGAUCUGUAUGGACCUGAUAACCACUUGGUUGAAUGGCAUCGUACAUUAACAACACAAGAGACUGAUGGUUUCCAAGUGAAAAGACCUGGAGACAAAAAUGUUCGGUGCACUAUACUUCUGCUUCUCGAUUAUCAACCUUUACAAUUCAAACUGGAUCCCAGAUUAGCACGAUUGUUAGGUGUACAUACACAGACGAGACCUGUUAUCAUUUCCGCCCUCUGGCAGUACAUAAAAACGCAUAAGCUCCAAGACAGUCACGAGAGAGAAUUCAUAAACUGUGAUAAGUACUUAGAACAGAUAUUUGCUUGUUCGCGGAUGAAGUUCGCAGAGAUACCUCAGCGACUGAACCCACUGCUUCAUCCACCAGAUCCAAUUGUAAUUAAUCAUGUUAUCAGCGUAGAAGGUACAGAAACAAAACAAACUGCGUGUUACGACAUAGACGUAGAAGUGGACGACACAUUGAAAACCCAAAUGAACAACUUCUUGCUGUCGACUGCGAGUCAACAGGAGAUUCAAAGUUUAGAUAAUAAGAUUCACGAAACGGUGGAGACCAUCAAUCAGUUAAAAACAAACCGAGAGUUUUUCUUGAGUUUUGCCAAAGACCCUCAGCAGUUCAUCAACAAGUGGAUCAUUUCACAGACUAGGGACUUGAAGACCAUGAUAGAUGUCGUUGGAAAUCCUGAGGAGGAACGUAGAGCGGAAUUCUACUAUCAACCUUGGGCACAGGAAGCCGUUUGUCGGUACUUCUACACGAAAGUGCAACAGAAACGUGCGGAAUUGGAGCAGGCGCUUGGCAUCAGGAACUCAUAAACACAAUCCGAAGUACAGUAACAAUUUGAAACAUUACUAUGUAAAGUAUUUAUAUGAAUCUUUUUUCCUUUAAUUUCAAUGGGCGACACUAGGAUGACGUAUUUUCAUGAAAUGUCAGAAAGAGAAGCUGUAUAGUCUUACAAAACGCAGAAACUGUCCCGAGUAACAAUGACUCCUCCAAAACAGUUUUAUUUACACGACACAUAUAUCAAGUAUCUUUAUUCAAGUCCAUUUUUUUCAUAAAUCUUUUCUAUGAAAAAAGAGGGUAAAUAUAUAUAUAUAUAUAUAUUGACACAACUAUACGAAUCGUCGAUGCGAUGAAAUUCUGUACAAUAUAAUGAAUAAAUCUUUAAUAUAACUCGCUGAAAUAGUUUCGCGCUACAUCCCAUGAAAAUGAACGAAUAUUUUGUUUAUAAGAAAAACAACAGAGGAUUAUUAUUUUUGCUUAGUUCAAGAAAAAACGGACUCGAGAAUGUGCCAAACAUUUUGUAAUUUUAUUUGUUACGGACAUUAACAAAAUUGUAAUUUGUACUAUGACUGAAAUUAUGAAAGUUGAGGAAAUUUUAUACAACGAAGUUUCAUUUUUAGUAAUCUUCAAUUAGGAACGAAUAUAAAAUAAAGGCAAAUAUAAAGGAA